AUGCCGAGAUCUACUCGGCAGUUCAGAAACCUGCCCAGGGCGGCAAUCCGAGCACAACCUGCAAUUACAAAGACAAAUCAACAACUACGCUUCUACUCACAACCCGAACGCCCCUCGAAAAUCUACACUUUCGAAGAAAUCCGCGCUCUCACCAAAUCCCCUUCCGCCGACAAAAUCCUAAUCGAUACCCGCGAACCAGGCGAACUCCAAGCAACAGGCACGAUUCCGGGCUCCGUCAACAUCCCCGUAACGUCCAAACCAGAUUCAUUCUUCAUCACGCCAGAGGAGUUCGAAGAUCGAUUUGGGUUUGAGCGGCCGGGGAAGGAGACGGAGGUUGUGUUCUAUUGUAAGUCGGGGGUGAGGAGCAGGGCGGCGGCGGGACUUGCGAGGCAGGCGGGGUGGGAGAAUGUUAGUGAGUAUUCGGGGAGCUGGUUGGAUUGGGAGAAGAAUGGUGGGGAGAGUGAGAAGGUUAGGUGA
Molecule: messenger RNA, 477 nt
Organism: Mollisia scopiformis
Lineage: Eukaryota; Fungi; Ascomycota; Leotiomycetes; Helotiales; Mollisiaceae
Product: Rhodanese-like protein
Exons: 2
Coding region: 1-477 (158 amino acids)
Cellular component (GO): mitochondrion
Molecular function (GO): thiosulfate-cyanide sulfurtransferase activity
Source: RefSeq, a predicted model, not a curated record